ACGCACCGCCCUCACGCGGAUCGAACCAGCCCUAAAAAAUCCAUCGAAAAAGAAAAAGGAAGAGAAGGGAGGGCGUGAUGGACGCGCACGUCGGCAGGUUCGUGGACUCGGUGGGCUCCAUCUUCCGCGGCGGCGACACCCUCCCCUGGUGCGACCGCGACAUCAUCGCCGGUUGUGAGAGGGAGGUUGCUGAGUCUGCAAAUGAAGAACAGAAAAAUGAGAGCCUUAUGAGGCUGUCCUGGGCGCUUGUUCACUCAAGACAGCCAGAAGAUGUCAACCGUGGUAUUGGAAUGCUUCAAGCUUCUUUGGACAAGUCUAGCAGCCCACUGCAGACAAGGGAGAAGCUCUAUUUGUUGGCUGUUGGACAUUACAGAACUGGGGAUUAUACAAGAAGCCGGCAGCUUUUAGAAAGAUGCUUAGAGAUUCAACCUGACUGGAGGCAAGCUCUGACUUUGCAAAGGCUCGUUGAAGACAAAACCAAAAGAGAUGGUAUGAUUGGCAUGGCUAUCAUCACUGGCGCCUUCGGAGUUGUGGGGCUUGCUGUUGGUGGUAUAAUUGCUGCUGCUUCGUCAUCCAGGAAGAAAUGAGCGUCUCUUAUGAAGGGAAUAAGAUAUUAAGAUCGGCAGAAACAUGAUUAAGGAUUUGUACGACUUGUGAACAGAUGCUCACUAUUCUUCUUUUUGCACUCUUUGCAUGUGAGGCCAGCCUUACAUUGUGUUGAGACGAGAGACAUGAUAAAUUAUAUGUAUGUUAACAUGAUAGUAGUCAGUAGAUGAUGAGGCCCAAGCGAGUCAGUGACUCGUAAUGUUGCAACACUCGUAAUGUUGCAACAUUUCGAGUGUUGUAUUCUGUGUUGCCCCGAAACAUUCUGCUACCAUAAAAUAACAGAAUGCAUGUUAUUAACCUGAUGCCAGAUAGUUCGUUGUGAAUCACAAA
Messenger RNA from Phragmites australis (common reed), 936 nucleotides. Its product is annotated as mitochondrial fission 1 protein A-like. Gene Ontology annotation, cellular component: mitochondrial outer membrane; peroxisomal membrane. The record is from RefSeq and is a predicted model, not a curated record. The transcript is spliced from 5 exons. Bases 78 to 587 code for a protein of 169 amino acids. NCBI's taxonomy places the organism in Eukaryota, Viridiplantae, Streptophyta, Magnoliopsida, Poales, Poaceae. Gene Ontology annotation, biological process: autophagy of mitochondrion; mitochondrial fission; peroxisome fission. Gene Ontology annotation, molecular function: protein binding.